CAGCGCUCACUAACCCCCUCGUCCCCUAGCUCUCAUCUCCUAUAUAAGUCCACCGCACCUCAACUUCUUCUUCACCCUCUUCUCAUCUCUCGAUCUCUCCCAUAUAUAUAGCAGUCAAGCUGCGCUUCCUAAGCUUUGCCCUUUUUAUCUCCAGAUUAGUUCAUUAUUUCUUGCCGUUGAUCACCCCCUUUCUGUCUCUCCUAUACACAGAUCAUUCACUUAAAAUCUUAACCAUAGCAAAUUUUCUGCCUUACUAAGGAUAGUAGCUUACAUCCAUCAUGUCGCCUGCAAUGAUAAAUUUGGCAGUUGAAAGCGAAACCAAAGGUGGAGAUGAUUCGAUAGAAAUCGAAUUCCAAAAAGGAGUGAAACAUUUAUGCGAUAAAGGAAUAACAGGAGUUCCAAGCAAGUACAUAUUGCCGGUCCCUGACCAACCAAAGUCAUCGAACGGAACUUGGAGUGUUAGUAACCGGAAUUUAAAGUUGCCAGUUAUUGAUUUUGCAGAGUUGCAAGGCUCCAGUAGAUCUCACGCUGUCAAUUCCCUCAGAAAAGCCUGCGAAGAAUUCGGGUUUUUUCAUUUAGUAAACCACGACAUUCCAAGGGAUUUGAUUGAAAAUAUGAUUGACGUUAGUAAAAGGUUCUUUGACCUCCCAUUCGAGGAGAGAUCCAAGUACAUGUCAACUGAGAUGCGUUCACCGGUCAGGUAUGGGACUAGUUUUAACCAGAAUAAAGACGAAGUCUUUUGUUGGAGAGACCUCUUAAAGCUAAGCUGCAAUCCCUUGUCCGACGUUCUUCCCUUUUGGCCUUCUUCUCCUGCGGACCUAAGGCCAGCGGUGGUUAACUACUCAAAGAACACUAAAUUAUUGUAUCUGAUGCUAACGGAGGCCAUCCUAGAGAGCCUAGGAAUAUUGGUGGAUUCAAAGAAAAAUGAGAACGAAAAUGAUGGGUUAAGAGAAUUCGAAAACGGGAGCCAACUCAUUGUGUUGAAUUGCUACCCAAAAUGCCCUGAACCCGAUUUGACAUUAGGCAUGCAUCCCCAUUCGGACUAUGGCUUCCUAACACUGCUUCUCCAGGAUGAAGUUGAGGGUCUCCAGAUACAACAUGAAGGAAGAUGGGUAACAGUGGAACCCCUCCCUGGUUCAUUUGUUGUCAACGUCGGUGACCAUCUUGAGAUAUUUAGCAAUGGUCGAUACAGUAGCGUACUUCAUCGGGUUCUUGUCAAUUCCGCGAAAACUCGAAUCUCUGUUGCUUCAUUGCAUAGCCUGCCAUUCGAAAGCACGGUUCAGCCAUCACCAAAACUAAUAGAUGAAGCCAAUCCGAGGCGUUACAAGGAUACAAACUUUGCCAGUUUUCUUGACUAUAUGUCUUCCCGUGAACACAAGAAAAAGAGUUUCCUUGAGUCUAGGAAAUUGACUUGAUCGAUCGAGCUAGAGCUACCCAGGCAUGCAACUAUAUAGCUAAUCAAUCGAAUAAGAGCAUGCAUAUAUAUAUAUAUAUAUAUAUAUUUCAGAAGCACUUUUUUUUUUUUUUUAACUUUUGAAUUAACAUAUAAUAUAUUAAUAUAAGAUUAAUUGAUCAGGAAAGAAUUACUGGCAUUAAUAUUCUAGAUUACUAUUAAAUUUUGAAUAUCAUGGUACGAUAAAUUAAGCAUAUUAUAUUAUAUAAAUUUAUGAUCCAGUUCGCAAGAUCAUAAAUCAAACAAAAAAAAAAAAAAAACCUUAUGAAUUGUACUAUUUUCUUCAUAUUUGACCGACCGAAUUCAUCAAGUCAAAAA
Molecule: messenger RNA, 1771 nt
Organism: Carya illinoinensis
Lineage: Eukaryota; Viridiplantae; Streptophyta; Magnoliopsida; Fagales; Juglandaceae
Product: probable 2-oxoglutarate-dependent dioxygenase SLC1
Exons: 4
Coding region: 279-1415 (378 amino acids)
Source: RefSeq, a predicted model, not a curated record